Spirodela intermedia is the source of this 3820-nucleotide messenger RNA. The record is from the annotation of a GenBank genome assembly. NCBI's taxonomy places the organism in Eukaryota, Viridiplantae, Streptophyta, Magnoliopsida, Alismatales, Araceae.
AUGCAUUGUAGAUGGAUUUCAUUUAUUCAAAAGUUUUCUUUUCUGAUAAAGCACAAAUCACGAAAAUCAGACAAAGUGGCUGAUGCACUAAGCCGGAAAUCAGCAUUUCUGAUUACAAUGAGAGAAGUUAGUGGUUUUGAAUAUCUGACAGAACACUAUGCAGGAGAUGAAGAUUUUGCUGAAAUAUGGUAUAUGUGCAAACAAGGGAAAUCAUUUAAAGCAUUUCACAUUCUUGAAGAUCACUUAUUUCGAGAAAAUCAGUUAUGUAUCCCUCGAACUUCCUUGCGUGAGAAGUUAAUUCGAGAAUUACAUGCAGGAGGAUUUGGGGGGCACCUAAGUCGUGACAAGACUUUGAAAAUGACGGAGGAACGAUAUUGUUAGCCACAUCUUAAAAAAGAAGUUGAAAGUUUUUGUGCGAAGAUGUCACAUUUGUCAAGCUAAUAAAAAUGACACUGCCAGAACACAGGUCUGUACACUCCACUACCCAUUCCAGAUAAGCAUGGACUAACAUUUCUACGAAUUCUAUUUUCAGAUUACCACGUACCCAAAGAGGAACAGAUUCUGUUCUUGUGGCUGUGGAUAGAUUCUUCAAGAUGGCACAUUUUACUUCAUAGAAAAAGACUAAUGAUGCCAUUCAAGUAGCAAAUUUAUUUCUCAAGGAAAUAGUUAAUUUGCGUGGAGUGCCUAAGACUAUUACAUCUGACAGAGACUCAAAAUUUUUGUCCUAUUUCCGACGCACUCUUUGGAACAGAUUUCAAAAAAAUUUAUUACAAGAUGUCACGAGGUAAAGGGAUUCACAUUAACUAUAAUGAAAGUUUUCCUGAGGUAUGUACUAUUCGAAAAUCAGAGUUUGUUGAUUUUAAGAUAUAUAUGGAAUAAAAAAAUUGAAGAUUUAGAUCACACUUUGAAGCAAAAUUCAACAAAACUGUCUGCAAUGGAAUGUCAAUCUCGUUGUCAAACUGGUCAGAAACAAAAUGACUUCUGUAAUCUCUCAUAGGCAACCUUAUCCAAUGAUACAGGAAGCUCAAAACGUAGAUCUGAUUAUGAUAAUUGCAAAGAUUCUCGAAUGAAAAUUGAUUUACCUAAUUUUAAUGGACAUUUUAAAAUAAGAGAAUUUAUGAAUUAGAUUUCUGAAGUUGAUGUCACAUUGGACAUAAACUCUGAAUUUGGGCCCAUUUAUCCAAAUUUUAGGUCAUAAAAGCCCUAAAAAAGCCCUAAAAAAGGAGCCCACAUAUGUCACCAGUGGGCUGAAGAUCUGAAAAGUAAUACUUAUUUUCUACUUUUAUGUCUUUUUUCUUCUAAAAGGUACUUUAUUUCUCUUUCCUUCCAUCUAAAGACUUUAAUGCCGUUCAGUCUGUACCUAAGAUCUGUUCAGGACCUCUGACUGUCAGAGUCUGUACCUAAGGUCUAUUUUAAGUCAUUUCAGAGUUAGUAACGUGAAAUAUAAAUAAGAUAUGCGCUUGAAUCCACAAAACUUCAAUCUUGGGGAAGAAACAUGUCUCUUGAUGCAGCCCAAAUCCUGAAACCCAUUACUGAACAACCCUGAAGCCCAAUAUUGAUCCACUUUGAAGCCCAUUACUAUUGCAGCCUUUCAAGCCCACUUUACUUGAUGCACCUCGAAGCCCAUUACUGUUGCAGCUUCAAGCCCACUUUACUUAACUGGCACAAUUACGAAAUUAGGCUCAAUCACGUAAAAUUUAUAUUCUAAAUUAAAAUUUUCAUUUGAAAUUCAAAUUUCAUCCGAAAUUUAAAUUUCAGUCAAAUUUUGUUUUCAUUUCAAAUUCAAAUUCAAAUCUUGGCGCCCAAAUAAAGACUCCUUAGCCUAUUGAAAGGUACGCCCAGGCCCAGAGGGAUAUUACCUUUUUUCAAUAAAAUUUCGUGAGUUUUCUUCCCUUGAAGUUCUCAUCUUCUGCUGGGUGAUUCCAGCAACCCGGUGAACUCAAGGAACCUGUUCUUGAUUCUGUGGAUUCGGAAUCACCCCCCUUGUGGACUCAAGGGACUUGUCCUCUUCAACUUGGUGAUUCAGAGCAAAAGGACAACCAUUGGAACACGCUUUUUGAGGAUUCAAAAUGUGUCUUCGACCCCCACAAGAUCAGCGCUGAUCAUAACUCGUCCUAGCCAUUCCUUCCUCAAGUUUCGCUGCAUCAAGUGGUAUCAGGCUAAUUCCAAAAAAGGUUGAAGGUAUCAAAGUAGAUGAAGAAAGGUUAAAAGUGGAUCAUGGCUUAAAGACUGGCCAAUUCUAAAAAAUAUACAUGAUGUUCAUAGUUUUCAUGGCUUAGCAUUUUUCUUUUAUAGAAGAUUUAUUUGAAAUUUUAAUUCAAUUCUAACUCCGAUCACUGAGUGCAUGAGAAGAGGAAACUUUCAGUGGGCAGAGGCAGCAGAUAGAAGUUUUAUUUUAAUUAUAGAAAGGUUAAGUUCCGCCUCUAUACUAGCACUGCUAAAUUUUGAUAAAUUAUUGGCGGUAGACUGUGUUGCCUCAAUUACUCUAGAAAGGUUGUCUAGUACCUUUUCAUAGUGAGAAACUAACAAAAGCUAGAAGAAAAUGGACUACAUGUCAAUUAUAAAUUUUAUACUGUGGUUAGAUCAUUACAUACUUGGGAACAUUACUUGAUUUAAUGAGAACUUCUUUUAUUUACUGGCCAUCAACCUUUGAAAUCAGUCACCAGUCAGACAACUAUCAACGGAAUGCAUGUUAGAUGGAUUUCAAUUAUUCAAAAGUUUUCUUUUGUGAUAAAAUAUAAAUCAGGAAAAUCAAAAAAAGCGGCUGAUGCACUGAGCCAAAAAUCAGCAUUUCUGACUACAAUAUGAGGAGAAGUUAGUAGUUUUGAACAUAUGACAGAACUCUAUCCAGGAGAUGAAAAAUUUGCUGAAAUAUAGUAUAUGUGCAAACAAUGCAAACCAUCUAAAGGGUUUCACAUUCUUGAAGAUUACAUAUUUCGAGAAAAUCAGUUACGUAUCCCUCGAACUUUGUCGCGUGAGAAGUUAAUUCGAGAAUUACAUGCAGGAGGCCUUGGGGGGCACUUAGGUUGUGACAAGACUUUGAAAAUGAUGGAUGAACGAUAUUAUUGGCCACAGCUCAAAAAAGAAGCCGAAAGUUUUGUGCGAAGAUGUCAAACUUGUCAAGCUAAUAAAAGACAGUGCUUGAACACAGGUCUGUACACUCCACUACACACUCCAGAUAAAGUACGCACUGACAUUUCUGUGGAUUUUAUUUUCGGAUUACCACGUACCUAAAGAGGAGCAGAUUCUGCCUUUGUGGUUGUGGAUAGAUUUUCAAAGAUGGCACAUUUUAUUUCAUACAAAAAGGCUAUUGAUGCCAUUCAAGUAGCAAAUUUAUUUUUCAAGAAAAUAGUUUGUUUGCAUGGAGUGCCUAGGACUAUUACAUCUGACAGAGACUCAAGGGACCUAUCCUCCUCACCCUGUGGAUUCCAAGUGAAAGGACAAUCAUUGGAGUGCGUUUUUCGAGGAUUCAAGACGUGUCUUCGACCUCCACAACAUCAAAGCUGAUAACAACUCAUUCAAGUCAUUGCCUCCUCAAGUUUCUCUGCGUUACGUGGUACCAGAGCAGGGUCUGUGUUCCACAUUUAGAUUUACAAGAUGACACGAGGUUAAGGGAUUCACAUCAAUGACAAUGAAAGUGCUGAUCUCAAGAUUCAUAUGGAAUAAAAAUUUGAAGAUUUGAAUGGCACUUUGAAGCAAACCUUAGCACGAAUGUGUGCAAUGGAACUUUAAUCUUGUGGUCAAAUUAGUCAAAAAUAAAAUGAUUUCUGUAAUCUCUCACAAGAAAAUAUAUCUAAUGAUACAAGAAGCUCAAAAGUAA